AUGUCGUCCUCCGGGCAGGGGUGGUGCCCGAUGCGGGCCCAGAGGACCUCGUUGCACUUCUCCACGUCAUCCUCCCCGAGUGGGGCGAUCUCGCGGUCGCUGGCCUGGUCGAUGACCAUGGCCAACUUGAUCAAUCGAGAGCUACCGCCCUGGAGGAGGUUUUGCCGCCGCCGCCUGAAGACGAACGACCUCGGCCUCGAAAAUAUUGGCCUUGUCAUCCGCGUCCUGCUUCUUUUCGCGCUCGGCGAGCAUGGGUUCAGCCCCGGAGGCGGGACGCACAACGGCCCCAAUCCGGCUGACGCCAAGUGGAUCGCUGACGGCUCGGCCCCUUUCGAUCCGCCAUGA
Messenger RNA from Prorocentrum cordatum, 345 nucleotides. The record is from the annotation of a GenBank genome assembly. Lineage: Eukaryota; Dinophyceae; Prorocentrales; Prorocentraceae.